AUGUCACCAGCCCAAGGUGAUACAAACCUUUACAAACAGCUGCUGGUUGAUAAGCAACUCACUCUAAGCGAUUUCUUCGAAAUGAAAAGACCGCUUCUGCUUUCCGAUUCUGAUAACAUCAAAGAGACUGCGUUUUCUGAAUUGAUUGAUCUUGUCUGUUCUUUCCCACAUGAUUUUCUUUCAGUACAGCAAGGGGCAAUUUUAUUAUUAGUGGUGACAUUUCUGUUACAACUUCUUUCUUGGGCAGCUGGAUAUUUCGGCCAUUACGGCUUCGUAUUCUAUUCGUGGUAUCAACCAUUUGGUACGUUUAUUGCUCAUUAUACUGUUGAGUGA
Angiostrongylus costaricensis is the source of this 333-nucleotide messenger RNA. Lineage: Eukaryota; Metazoa; Nematoda; Chromadorea; Rhabditida; Metastrongylidae. The record is from the annotation of a GenBank genome assembly.